CGCUGUGGAAUGGAGAAGCUGAUCUGAUCUGAUAUAAGCUCACUAGACAAUGUGAGCAGACUAAUGGUCAGUUUCUUUUACAUUGGAUCGUAGUAUCUAUCUACUACCUAUUCAUGGUACAGGGUAUAUACAGAGAGACCCACUGUAGGACUUGUAGUAGACUACUUAGCAGUGGAUGAUAUCAGUUGUGCGCGAAUCCAGUAAAUAACAACAGUACAUAAGUACAGCAGUACGGACCCUGAGACACUACUCAGUGUAUAAGUAGUAGCUAGACGGCAGCUGAUGCUUCACUUCGCUUAUUUCUUCCUCCCACAACCACCCUAUUUUAAACCUCUUUAAUCAACUCAUACUUUAAUAAAACUAAAUUAUGUCCCAUCCCAAGAAAGUCCUGGUCACCUGCGCCACGGGCAAUCAAGGUCGUGGCGUGGUGCAGCACUGUCUCGCCGCAGGCCACCAAGUCUGUGCCUACGUCCGCGACCCGACUAUGCCCACCGCCACUCAACUUGCACAAUGGGGUGCCACUCUUGUGCCGGGCAACCUGGAUGACCUCGAGGCCCUGCGUACCGCUAUGCACGGUGUGGACGCAGUGUUUCUCACUGAGGUGCAGACCGGCGACUGCGAGGGGGACCUGCAGCGGAGUAGCAAUGUCAUCCUUGCGGCGCAGGAGGCGGCGGCCACUGUCACCCAUGUGAUUGUGUCAACGGCGAUCAAGACGGGUCAGCAUGCAUCCUUUCCAGGAUGGGGAAAGCCGGACUCUCAUGGUGGUGGUGAAGAUGAAGAUGAUGCUGCUGCUCGUGCUCAUCCGAUGCGACAAUACUGGCUGAACAAGCACACUCUGGAGACCCGCGUCCGUGCAGCAGCAGCAGCAUCAUCCUCAUCGGACGGCUUCAUCAGACACUGGACUAUUGUGCGACCGGGUCACUAUUUGCAGAACCUGCUCCCACCUGUGAACGCUCUCACAUUUCCCGGGUUUGAGCAAGACCGGAUCCUGCGGGUGGCAUGGUGGCCUCAGACACAGCUGCCCUGGGUGGAUGCAGGUGAUGUGGGGAUUGUGGUCGCGGUAGCCAUCACGGACCCUGAGCGCUACUCGCAUCGGGCCAUUGAUCUUGCGGUCGAAGCACUCACGGUGGAGCAGUUGGCUGGGAAGCUUGAUCGGGCCCUAAGCAAAGGGGGGGUGCCGGUGUCAGUGGAGUAUCGGUCGGAGGAGGAGGUGGACGAGAUGAUCCGGUUGGGGAAUCCGGUGGCUGCAGCCCAGCAAUGGGCGAAUCAGGUCCCUGGCGGGGAUGCGGUGGGCAAUUGUCGGGAUGAUCUGGGGACACUCGUUCAGGCUUGUACCUCGGUGGAUGCUUUUUUGGCGGCGAAUGCCUCAAGGCUUUAAACCUGCAAUGAUCAUUACUAGCAAGAAUUG
Molecule: messenger RNA, 1408 nt
Organism: Aspergillus sclerotioniger CBS 115572
Lineage: Eukaryota; Fungi; Ascomycota; Eurotiomycetes; Eurotiales; Aspergillaceae
Product: NAD(P)-binding protein
Exons: 1
Coding region: 368-1378 (336 amino acids)
Source: RefSeq, a predicted model, not a curated record